Messenger RNA from Sycon ciliatum, 8018 nucleotides. Its product is annotated as helicase ARIP4-like. The transcript has 21 exons. Bases 188 to 7078 code for a protein of 2296 amino acids. Gene Ontology annotation, molecular function: ATP hydrolysis activity; ATP-dependent chromatin remodeler activity; ATP binding. The record is from RefSeq and is a predicted model, not a curated record. Gene Ontology annotation, cellular component: nucleus. NCBI's taxonomy places the organism in Eukaryota, Metazoa, Porifera, Calcarea, Leucosolenida, Sycettidae.
UUAGAGGCAUUUUCAAUUCUUGCUGAGAAUUACAAGCAAUGACAGUGUUCAGUCUCUACUCUUCGUCUGUUCUGCUUUUCUAUCACUGUUGUUCAUGUCUAGAGGUGGCUGGAUAUCCACCUUACCCUGUGUACAUAGUUUAGCAAGGCGUAAUCAGCUUGGGAGUAGCUUCGUUGUCUAAAUCGCCAUGGCCUUGGCUCAAAGUCUUGUGAAAAUGGAAGAAGCUUCGACUGAUGCUGCUGAUGUAAAGAACGAGCCGGCUGAUCUGGAUGUAUGUUCCCCGACUAAUUCAUCAUCGUCAGCUAUUCCUGGGCGAGCAUCAGCAGGCCAGAGCUCGUCCAGUGCGGACGAAGAUGACGAAGAGGAGUUCUUACCCGAAUGUCGGGGUGACGAGUUUGCUGCAGCUGACACAAAGCCCAUCAUAGUCCAGAAGAAAAAGAGCAAGGCCUCCGGCGGCGGCUCUGAGCGGCGCAAACGGAAGCCGUCGGCAUCGCAGUCCCAGUGGAACAUGCUUGACACGGGUGACAGUGGUGUGGGUGCCCCGUCGCAACCGGCUCAGAAGCGUCGCCGCAUCGCCAAGCUCAAGGCGGAAGAGAGCCUGUCCGCCGACGUCCUGGAGGCGCGUCAAGAGGAAGAGGAGCGCAGGAAACGACUAAGCAAUCUCGGUGAUGAUGUGCUUUCACCAAAAGCAUCAUCACCGAGCGUAGGCGAUAGCGUUGCUACAACUACUACCGCUGCUACUGCUGCCACCGGAGAAGUAAAACGCUCCGAGCCGAGAAUAAUCGACUGUCGCAGCAAGCGCAAGCACGAGGUCAUCACGCUGGAUUCGGACAGCGACGACGAUGACGACUACAACGACGAUGGCGGCGGCAGUGGCGGUGGUGUGCUUUCCAGCGUUGCGGGCAGAGGUGGGCUGAACGCCACCGCUCCUGGCGCUGCUACUGCUGCCCUGUACAACAGCACCGACAGCACUGCAGUGCUGCUGCAGCCUCCCACGCUACCGCCCGCCUUGCUCAAGCAGCGGCCGCAGCACGUCAUCGAGAUUGAUGAUGACGACGACGAUGACUACGCUAAUGCGGCCAGCAGCAGCAGCGGCAAGUCUAGUGCCGCAGCAGCACCAAGGAUAUCACGUAGGACUGCCACUGGAGCAGUGCUGGUGAAUCCCAAGCGUGGGCAGGACGAGAAUGAGAUCUUCCUGGCGCCGCAGAUCUCCAGGGCCGUGAAAGAUCACCAGAUCGACGGUGUUCGCUUUCUGUUUGACAACCUGGUCGAGCGAGUAUCGGAGUACAGCAAGUCGCGUGGCUUCGGUUGCAUUCUCGCUCACAGCAUGGGCCUUGGUAAAACGUUACAGAUGAUCGCAUUCAUCGACGUAUUCCUGCGGCACACACCUGCACAGACGGUGCUCUGCAUCGUGCCAAUCAACACCCUGCAGAACUGGGUGGCAGAGUUCAACAAGUGGGCGCCCGCCAAGCCGAUCAAGCUGGCACCGCCGUCACCGUCACCGGCGGCAACAGCAGCCGCCACGGCGACAUCAUUAUUCCCCGCGGCGACGACGCCGUCGUCGGCUAUUCCAGCACCGAUCGCCGUGCCAAAGGUGGAGCCGAUAACGGAAGACGUGGAGGUGCCGUCGGAUGAGGAGGAUGGCGAAUCGCAAAUGUCGGCCCCCUCGCUGGCAGAUGGGUCGGAUGAGAAUAAGGUGCGCUACCGGUCCUACAACAUAUUCUGUCUGAACGAGGGCGACCGCUCGCUGUCCUCGCGCGCAGCCAAGAUCGGCGAGUGGAGUCAGACCGGCGGAGUGUUGCUGAUGGGGUAUGAGAUGUACCGCACUCUGUCCUCGCUAGAACCCUCCAUGGCGGGUCGUCAGAAGCUUGCCAAGCUGGAGAAUGGCCGUAGCAAGGGCAAGAAAAAAGUAGCUGCCUCUGCGUCAUCCUUCACCACCACCACUGGCACAGCUACCAUUGUAUCGACGUCAUCAUCAUCGUCGGGUGACGUUGAUUGCUGUGUAAUCGACGUCGACGAAGAGGACAGAAAGACUGAGUUGCUCAGAGGCUUGCAAGGAGCACUGAGUCGGCCCGGCCCUGAUCUGGUGGUGUGUGACGAGGGCCACCGCAUCAAGAACAACUCGGCGGCCGUCUCCCAGGCGCUGCAGCAGAUCCGGACCAAGCGUCGCGUCGUGCUCACCGGCUAUCCGCUGCAGAAUAACCUGGUCGAGUACUUCUGCAUGGUGGACUUUGUGCGGCCGCGCUACCUCGGAACGCAGAAGGACUUCAGCAACAUGUUUGAGCGGCCCAUUCUCAACGGCCAGUGCGUUGACAGCACUACCUCGGACAUCGUGCUGAUGCGCCAGCGCACGCACAUUCUCCAUACACUGCUGGAGGGCUUUGUUCAGAGACGCGAUCAGCGUAUCCUGACCAAGUCUCUGCCGACGAUACACGAGUGGGUGCUGUCAGUGCGCCUUUCGCCCGUGCAGACGCGUCUCUACGCUACCCUGGCUGAUCUACUGCAGUCGGAAGGCAACAACAGCGUCAACCCAAUCAAAGCCUUCUCCAUGUGCUGCAAGGUCUGGAACCACCCGGAUGUACUGCACUCGGUUGUCUCGGGCAAGAACUCUAAAUCGGGCAUUCUGGAUGACAUGGACGUCGAUCUAUCGUCAAGCGGCGGCUCGAAGACCAAGAAAGAUUCGGCGUACAUCACCUCAUGGGCACCGGCGUUCAAGAAAGUGUUUGGUGAGACGUAUGGUCCGGGCAGCGAGUCUCACGGUAGCAAGUUUGAGAUCCUGCUGCAGAUGAUUAACCUGUCCGUUCUCGCAGGCGACAAGCUGCUAGUGUUCAGCCAAAGUCUGACAACGUUAUCACUGCUUGAGGACUUUCUGUCGUGCUCUCAAAUUCCGGGCACUACGGAGAAAUGGAAGAAGAAUGUCUCCUACCUAAGACUAGAUGGGUCUACCCCGUCCGCCGAGAGGGAACGAAUGAUCAAUGCAUUCAAUCAUCCGGCCAGCACAAGAAUACGUCUGUUUCUCUUGUCCACUCGAGCUGGUUCAUUAGGUAUCAACCUUGUUGCAGCCAAUCGCGUGGUGAUUGUCGAUGUGUCCUGGAAUCCUUGUCACGACGCCCAGGCCAUAUGCAGAGUGUAUCGUUAUGGACAGAAGAAGCCAUGUUUCAUCUACCGUUUGGUGGCUGAUAACACUCUGGAAAAGAAGAUUUAUGAGAGACAGGUCACCAAGCAGGGAAUGUCAAAUCGUAUUGUGGAUGAGUUGCAUCCGGAACGUAAUGCCACGAGAGAAGUUAUGAACAGCAUGUAUCACACUAAGGAGGUUGAUCCGAAUGCAUCCAGCGACUUCACAGCAAUCAUGACCAACUAUCCGGAUUUCGUGCUGACAUCCAUUCUAGCAAACCACAGCAAGUUGCUUACCAAGGCACCAUUUGAGCACACCUCCUUGCUGGCAGAGGAUGAGAAAGAAAAGCUAACCGAGUUGCAGAAAAAGGAAGCUUUCGCAGCUUACGAGAAUGAGAAGUUGUGUGUCCAGCAGGGCCUGCCCACAUUCUCACCGUUUGCCGCUCAGAACCGAUUUGCCAGCCCGGUGAAACAGCAGCUCAGGAAUCCUGAACCAGCUAGAGAGGAGGAUCUAGUGAAGGCCUUGCUCAAGCACCCUCCUUCGCGUUUGCAUCCCAAUCAGCACAAUGCCGUGAUAGUUCGCACGCUGGUCGGCGAGGUGGCCUGUGAUCUGAAGAAAUGGCUGGACGCUCUGCAGUACAUCAUUGAUCACAUGCCGAAGGAUGGUGCCAAUCAGCAAACGCAACCGGCACCAGUGAACAGUACUCUUGCACAGGCAACACCUGCACAGCCGACUCUCACACAGCCACCUCCCGUGCAGCCAGGGGCUGCAUUGCCUACAGCGGGUAACACGCCGCCGUCGUUAUCUUCCACAACCGGUGUGCCUAGUUCGGCGAUGCCUGUGUUGCAAUCCGCCGCCACGGUGGCCACGAGCUCAUCCGCACGCGACGUGACACCGAUCGACAUAGUCAGUUCCGGCAGCGAUACAGGAUGCGCCUCGCCACCGCCACCACAGCCACCACCUGCAGCAACAUCUGCUCCUGUGCAUGCUGCCUCCGCCGUGAGCACAUCCAGCCGUGACGCAUCCUCAAUCGCCCCCAGUACUGGCAGUGCAGCAAGUCGUUCACCCGCCAGCACUGAUUCAACUACAACGGCCUCAUCCCAAGGGGUGGACGCUCCAGUGGGCGUAUCGACCGCCGCCGCAUCAUCAUCGUUAUCCAGCUCUGGCACAGGCACUGAAGGACCAUCGGCGGCAUCAUCAUCGUUGUCCAGCUCUGGUACAGGCACUGAAAGACUAUCGGCGUCAUCAUCAUCAUCAUCGACGACGACGAGCACCCAGGCAGUGGCUGCGGCAGCCGCUGCUAUCUCCGCCAUCGAUCUGCGUCAACACGUGCCCGCAGCCGAGUACACUCUGGCGUUGACCGCCGGUCGUCUUCCCGAGCUGGAGCGUCGCCUAGCCCUGGAGCUGGUUGCCAGCCGAGGUGAGCUCCUGGCCUCGCAGGUCCUUAUCGGCCGUCUAGAGGAAGGCAGUCGCGAGCAGGCACGUCAGCAAAGCCUGCUUAAGGAGCAGCAAGAGCGCAGGCAGCGCCUCGCCACUCUCCAGCAGCAGCACCGACAGCCGUUCCGACUCUCCGCCGCGUCCGUGACGAAGGCAGCAGCAUCGUCGUCGGCAACGGCGGCGACAGCGGGCGGUACGACUGACAGGUCAGCUGGCACGGGUGGCGUGGCUAGUGCUAGCAGAGCCCCGUCCUUCAUUCCGCUCACACUCAAUGCUGCUAAUUCAGCACAGGUAACAGCAAGAGCAGCGGCAGGAGGAGGAAGAUGUUCACCACAGCAGCAGCAACAGCCGCACUCUCAACAGCAUAUCCAGCUGCCGUCCAUUCUCAACCGUUCGCCGGCGCCCGGCGUUGCUUGUACUGCUGCUGUCGGUGGUGUCGGUGUCGGUAAAUCCACCGUGCACUCGCAGGUGUCUGCUGUUACACUGCAGGCGCGUAGUAAUCAAGCCGCCGCAGCGCCACGCCCUGUCCAGUGCGUAGCACCGUUGUCAGCUGGCAGUCGGCCUCCCGCCACCGCCAGCUCCGCUGCGUCAGCACCGUCUUCGGCAGAAACAGCUGCUGGCCAGGGUGCCGUGCACCGAGCGCCUACGCCUGGCCGGCUGGACAGUCCCAAUCUCCCGAGGCGUUCUCCUUCGUCGCAUAGCAUUGCCAGCACCGGCUCCAGCUCACACUCCGAAUCUACCGAAGAUGGCGAGGAGCGACAUGGACUCGUUGCUGAACAAGCGACCCGCGCGGACAGUAGCGAUGACGAUGAGCUGAUGAUAACAUUCUCGAAAGCAGCACCAGUUGCUUCAAACGCUGCUGCUUUGGCGUCAAAGCGUGUUGCCCCGCUGCAGACAGGCUUGGCGGACAAAGCGCGGCACAUGGUAAGCGGUGGCGUGGCGUCACGCGUAACUGCACCGGUAUCCAGCACGGUUAUGCCUGCACGACAGCUUUCUCAUCCCGCAGCUCAGCACUAUCACAGCACUACUACUGCACAUGCAUCAGCGCCGUCACCCAUCCCGGCACCACUGACAUUGUCAGCCGAAGCAAUGCGGCCAGGUGGAGCAGUGCGGCCAGGUGGAGCAGUGCACGGAGGUCGGGGAGCAAGCCCCGCGCACCGCACUGGCGCUAGCAACCACACCAGCAGCAGUAGCAGGUUGUCACCCGAUGUCAUGCAGAGAGGUAGGAAUGCCGCUACUCCAGGCGAUAGCAGCAGCAGCAGAGAUUCCCCUGCAGCACAUCCUGCAGCAGCACGGCCCACACCGCUAGCGCUGCCUCCACGCUCACCCUUGCCGCUCGCUCUGUCACCGUCGCUUCACUCCGCACCAAUGUUGCCUGCACGGAACGAUCUACUGGCGGUCUCGGGGCGCGUGUCUCCAUUCCGUCCUCUCAGUCCGCCAUCACAGCUGGGAAUUUGUGGAGCAUCGCCUAGGCAUUCACCAACGUUGUCGUCACCAUCACCGCUGCACACUGCUGGGCCUGCUAGUGGUGCUCCACCGCCGCGUGAUCAGUGGCGUCCGUCCGUGCGAGCAUCACCACCUCCCGUGCUGGGUCGUCCGCGGCGACCGUCUCCGCUGCACCACGAGCAUCAUGGCACACAUCACCGGCACAACGAACACCGUCACAGCGAUGGGCGCUACCAACGACACCAGCAGCAGGAGCAGCACCGUGAUCAGCAGCAAGAUUACCAUCAUCACCCUCACCACCGCCAUCACCAACACCAGCAGACACGCCCACGGCACUACGAUCAGCCACACCCUCACCGAUACCAACACCACCAGGACGAGCAGCCACACCACCAACAGCAGCAGCAGUCAUACCACCAAUACCACCACCAGGACCAGCACCACAGACACCAGCAAGACGGUGAGCAUCGUCAACACCAACACCACGAGCAGCCAUAUCACCAUGAGCAGCCAUAUCACCACGAGCAGCCAUACCAUCAUAACGACCAGCACAACGAGCAGCAGCAAGACGGUGAGCAGCACCAAUACCAUCACGACGACCACUACCAGCAGCCAUACCACCACCAGCAGCACCAGUUCCAGCAUCAAUAUCAGGACCUGCACGCUAACCGUGGCAACAGGCGAGACCACGCCGGAUGGCACUCGGCACCACCUUCACCUCAUGGCCCCAUGCACGAUGCAUCACCGUCACCUCACGAUGGCCGAGCAUCACCAGUCUCCUCUCAGCAGCACGUGCCAGCAGCUUCUCAACAUCACCCCAGUGCCGUCGCGGCUUCCACGGUGUCACCACCUGGCAAUGCCGAUGAUGCCUACAGACGUGCUCACACCAUAGCGCGUCUACUGCGGGCAGCGAACAGUCAGUCCACAGUCUCCGCGACUACUGCCGACGCCGCCGCGUCUCGUUCUCAUCAGCCUGAACCAGUGAACGCAACUGCACACAUCCCAAAGCUUGCACCCGCUGUUGCCACUGCAGGUGAUACUUCAGCGAUGCUGCCGAAUGCAUCCGCUACCAGCUACUAGGGUGGGCCAGGAUGGCCUGGAGAUUCUCUAGAUCGUUACCGCGCUCCCGUGUGUGUUCGCAUGUCUGUUGCUAGGAGGUCAGCUAUGCUACCUAGUGCAUCCACUGCUACGCGAUUGGACUAGGAUGGCUGGGAGAUUCCCUAGAUCGCAACCGCUCUACGCAUGUUCGCAUGUUUGUUGCUAGGAGGACUGGUUUCAGCGUCACAUGACCCGCUGGUAGGACUGGUUGCAGUGUCACAUGACCCGCCGAGAGGACUGGUUUCAGUGUCACAUGACCCGCCGGGAGGACUGGUUGCAGUGUCACAUGACCCGCCGGGAGGACUGGUUUCAGUGUCACAUGACCCGGCCACUGGUGCUCAUCCACAGCAAGCGCUUGUGCCCAUGUUGCACACGCACAUGCGUGCGCGUGCGUCUUAGUGUGCUAGCUCGCGUAGGCCAGCACAGAGAUCAUCAUCGUGUCUGGUGUGUGUCUUAGUGUUUUGGUCCGUAUAGGCCAGCGCAGAGAUCACCAAUCACGUCUUACUGCGUUGGUUGUGAAAGGCAGCGCACAUUGGGUCCUCCGUUUCAUAAAGACUAUAUCAAUUGUAUCACUGUGCUGCUGUGAUUUGAUGCGUUUCGUGUUCCCACGGCGCCCAGUAUCCAGCCUGGUGCAUACAUGACACUAGUCACUGUGUUCAGGAUCUAACCUGGUUUAAUACAUGUACAUGACAUUGCACUAGCUUGAUUUAGAACCCUCAUGCUGUGCUUGUACGUAAACUGCAAGCAGUUCUUCUUUUAAUAUUCACUUUUUUUUUAUCCAUCAUAUCAGAGCUAUGAAAGAAACAUACUUGCUGUGCUAAAUACAAAAGGUUUUCAUCCAAUUUUAUUCGGAGAGCAGAAAAUCAACAAUCAUGCUACCUUUCUUUCUUCUUCUCUCUUUUCGAAUCUGUUUUAAAAUUGA